AUGGAGCCAUUGGCAUAUUAUGAUCAACAAUUUGUGCCAUUAGAACACUCUUACCAACCGGCCACAACCAAUUCAUUGACACAUCAAUACACAGGUGAAAAACUAAAUCAACCCAAUAAGCUGCCUGUAGUCAGAGUGCAAUCCCAUAGUAAUCACCUUGCAGCGCCUCCAGUUAACUCUAAGAAGUUGGUGCAGAGCUGCUCAGUAUUGCCCUCUGCCAAGUCUCAGGACACAAUUUCACCGGGUUUCUAUAACAAGGCUCCAAAAGCACCAUUAUCCCAAUCCAAACGUCAGGACACACCUGCACUAGACCCCCACCAGAGAACUUCACUGUGGCCUAAUCAGAGAGCCUUGAGCUCACCUUUGAUCCACCAUAAAUCCCAGGCAACACCUUCACUUGAUCUUAAUAAGACAUCUUCAUCACUGGAGUCCAGUCAAACAAACUUGAGCUCACGAUUACCCUUCCCCAAACCUCAGACUACAUCUUCCCGAGACUUUUGCUGGACAUCACCUUCACAGAAGUCUAAUCAAAGAGUCUCAAGUUCAUCAUUAUUUCCCCCCAAACAUCAAGAAACACCUUCCCUAGAUGUCCUCUGGAAAUCAUCUUCUUUGGGACCUAAUCAAAGAGUGCUUGGCACAGAAUUACCACAGUCCAAGCCUCAGAAAACAUCUUCAUUGGAUGGCCUUUGGACAUCUUUAUUGGAGCGCAAUCAAAGAUCUUUGAGCUCACUAUCACUCAACUCUACGUCUCAAAUACAUGACUUGCUUCAGUCAUCAUGUUCAUUGGAAUCCAAUCAAAUGGCUCUGAGCUCACCAUUAUCUGACUCCAAACCUCAGACAACAGCUGCAUUGAGCUCUAAUUCCAUUGUUCUGAGCUUACCAUUGUCCCAUUCAAAACCAAGGAAAUCACCUUUAGCACAUUCUGUCCACCAGACUAAGAGUUUGCCAUUGUUCCCACCUAAAUCUCAGACAGUGCUUACACUUAAUCGGGACUUCAGGACCCUCAGCUCACUGGUUUGUCACUCCAAGUUUCAGAAUACCUCUUCACCAAAUGACAAAUACAGGGCCACAGAUUUAUCUUCACCCCAGUAUAAACCAAAUGUCUCAGGUCAAUCAUUAUCAAGCUCUAAACACUUUAUCAGGAGCAUAGCUGCUUCAACAUUGGGCUCCAGAUUCCAGAAUAAAGGCAGCUUUGAUCUUUGUGCAAAGACAGCAUCAAAUAAAGAAAUAUCAUGGAAUUUAGAUUAUAUUCAUCCCUGCAUUGUUAAAGGUGGAAGUGUCCCUGAUGAUGUUGUAAAUAAAAUUGUCAAUUCCCUCUCCAAGACCAGAAUCCAGAGGGAUCUCUGUAGGCAGAUUCUCUUUCGAAGAAUGAGGGGAAGGCCAAAUCCUCAUCCUGGUCCCCGACUUUCAUCAAAUUAUAUAGUAUGUUUAGCUUGUGCUUCCUGCAUAAAAUCUCAAUGUAACCAUCUUACGGGAAGGAAAGAUCCUCAUGGCGCAACGCUAUUUGUCAUCCCAACACCUGAGCUCAGUUCUGAGAGGGGAAUAGAAGUGAAAUUAGUUUUUCUCCUCUCCAUACCAAAGACUUCUCCCUCAUCUGGUCUUCCAUCCUCGGUGAAAGAAAAUCAGCCUGAUGAAAUCCCUGAAGACAACUUUGAAGGAAUGGAAAAGAUACAAAUUCUCUCUACAUCUGAACCUGAUAUCACCCAGGAGCUAAAUAGGAAGAACAAUGGGCUGACAGCAGCCUCUGAAGACAGAGUUGUAAGCCAACAACCUCAGGCUAUUGACUGGCUACUUUAUGUGAAGAAAAAAUAUGCUAAUGACAGUAUUCAUGAGCCAAUUCAUGCUAAUCUGUUUCCCUAUCUCUAA
This is a messenger RNA of Puma concolor (puma), 1866 nucleotides long. The record is from RefSeq and is a predicted model, not a curated record. Lineage: Eukaryota; Metazoa; Chordata; Mammalia; Carnivora; Felidae.